Molecule: messenger RNA, 3016 nt
Organism: Leopardus geoffroyi (Geoffroy's cat)
Lineage: Eukaryota; Metazoa; Chordata; Mammalia; Carnivora; Felidae
Gene: GSS
Product: glutathione synthetase
Exons: 9
Coding region: 7-1224 (405 amino acids)
Biological process (GO): glutathione biosynthetic process
Cellular component (GO): cytosol
Molecular function (GO): ATP binding; glutathione binding; glutathione synthase activity
Source: RefSeq, a predicted model, not a curated record
GUUGGGAUGGCCACCGGCUGGGGGAGCCUCUUGCAGGAUGAGCAGCAGCUGGAGGAGCUGGCACGGCAGGCUGUGGACCGGGCCCUGGCUGAGGGAGUGCUGCUGAGGACCUUGCAGGAGCCCAGUUCCUCCGAUGUGGUAAGCUAUGCCCCAUUCACGCUCUUCCCUUCACUGGUCCCCAGUGCCCUGCUGGAGCAGGCCUAUGCUGUGCAGAUGGACUUUAACAUGCUGGUGGAUGCUGUCAGCCAGAAUGCAGCCUUUCUGGAGCAGACUCUCUCCAGCACCAUCAAAAGGGACAACUUCACUGCUCGCCUCUUUAACAUCUACAAGCAAGUCCUGAAAGAAGGCAUUGCUCAGACUGUGUUCCUGGGCCUGAACCGCUCAGACUACAUGUUCCAGCGCAAUGCAGAUGGCUCCCCAGUCCUGAAACAGAUUGAAAUCAACACCAUCUCUGCCAGCUUUGGGGGCCUGGCCUCCCGUACCCCAGCUGUGCACCGACAUGUUCUCAAUGUCCUGAGUAAGACCAAAGAAGCUGCCAAGAUCCUCUCCAAUAAUCCCAGCAAGGGACUGGCCCAGGGGAUCACCAAGGCCUGGGAGCUCUACGGCUCAGCCAACGCUCUGGUGCUACUGAUUGCUCAAGAGAAGGAAAGGAACAUAUUUGACCAGCGUGCUAUAGAGAAUGAGCUACUAGCCCGGAAUAUCCACGUAAUCCGUCGAAGGUUUGAAGAUGUCUCUGAAAAGGGGUCUCUAGACCAAGACCGAAGGCUGUUUAUGGAUGGCCAGGAAGUUGCUGUGGUUUAUUUCCGGGAUGGCUACAUGCCGAGUCAGUACAGUGUACAGGUUGGUAUUCUGUUAGACUAUUCUCUGCCUCCUAGGACCCAAAAUCAUUCCUUGGAGACCCAGCUCAGGCAUCACAAUAACCUGGGUUUUUCCCUGGGCCCUGCCCUCAGUUCUUCCUCAGGGAACUUACUGCUGGAACCUCUUAUUCUCCCACAAGCUUUUUACUAUCUGUCACUCUCUACACACUGUCUUCUAGACUCUGAAUCCUCAGGUAUCUAUGUUGCUUCAGCCAUUCACAUUGUUUCUAGGGAUAUACUGGAAUGUUUUUUUAACGUUUGUUUAUUUUUGAGAGAGACAGUGAGCAGCGGAGGGGCAGAAAGAGAGGGAGACUCAGAAUCCAAAGCAGGCUCCAGCCUCUUAGCUGUUAGCACAGGGCCUACGUGAGACUUGAACCCAGGAACUGUGAGAUCAUGACCUGAGCCAGUGUUGGAUGCUCAACUGACUGACCCACCCAGGAGCUCCCUGGCAAAUGUUAAACAGUCAUCUUUUUAAGGGGGAAAGCCCCAGUUUGUAGCAUUUGCUGAUUUCUAUGGUAUACUCCCAUCAUGGCCGAUUUCAAGUUACCCAACUUUUCUUUUUUUCACUGCUUCAGCAAGAACAUUUGUUUUUUCCUUAAAGUUUUUAUUUUUAAGUAAUCUCUAUACCCAACAUGAGGCUCAAACCUACAACCCUGAGAUCAAUAGUCUUAGGUUCUAUGGACUGAGCCAGCCAGGUGCUCCCAACCUACUUAACAUUUCUGAACCCAGAGAUGGGUACAAUCAGCUCUGGGUAGCUAAUGCAAACCAGUUCCACCAUACCACUGACCAGCUCCUUCCUGCCAACUCUUACUUCUCUUUUAUCUGUGUUAGAAAGUUUUUCUGUCCAUUCAUGUUAAUGACAGUAAUGAUGAUACCACCUUAUCUUGCUAUCCUACCAUGUAGUUUCAAAAUUACUUUCCACAUCCAUUAUUUCAUUUUAUCCUUACAACCACUGUGUGAGGUAUAUAAUUAUCACCAUUAUACAGACGGAGAAACUAAGAUUUGGAGAGAUUCAGGGGCUUGUCUAAGAUCUCACAGGGAGUUCCCAGGCUUUCUGAUUCUUGGUCCACUAGCAUAUCCAACAUAUUGUUCUCCGCCUGCCCCUAAUCCAUAGUAUGGAGAAGCUAAGAAGCCCUGCUUUCACUUGGGAGAAAUAAGUUAGGAAAUACCAUGAUCAGUAUGCCUGGGGUCAUGAGCCUUUGGCUCUGCCUGUGUGUGACCAUGGACAGGUUUCUGACCCUUUAUGGGAUCAAUUUCUGUAAGCUGAGGAAACUAUACUCAAAACAUGAGGGAGCUCCUUCCAGAUCUUUAAUUUUUUGAAUAUAGGAUUUUCCCUAAGACCCAGCUGAGUAAGGAACCCAACAGUUCCAUAGAGGUGGAAGCUCUGUAGAAGGUCCUUUCCUCUAGAAAGUGGUUAGGAGUGGUGGAAACUUGCUGAGUAGAAAAAGACAAAACUGUCCAUGGGGAAAAUGGAUCCAGGCUCCAGGAAGGGGCCAAAAAAAAAAAAAAAAAAAAAAAACUUUAAAAAGAGAUUGAGCUAACAGGGAAAUAAGUCUGUGCAUAAGGAGGAGGACAUAUUUAGGGAAUUGGAAACUCACACAAGGUUUAGAAUUUGAAGAUAAAUCUGCAAAGCUUAGUGACUUGUUAGUUGAUGUUGGGAAUGCCCCUGCUCAUCUCUGAAUUUUGCUUCCCUGCUUUUAACAAAAUGGAGUACUUCUCUGGGUUUAUCUCUGAUGUUCUGGGCACCAGUAACUGCCUGGAACAUCAAAGGUGGUUGAGAUUCUUGGUAAAGACCAGGCAAAUAUGCUGCAGGUGGACUGUGUAUCAAAGGGAGGACAGCAUGGGUGGUUGUGGAUGUUGCUCCUUAGGCCUUAGCCUUUAUCCUGCUGUGGUCAGUUUGAUGUGGUCUGGAGUUCAAGGACAGGUUAUCCCCAGUGUCUGAGAAUGGGGACCUCUGCUGUUUACCUGCCUCUCACACACUAAACUCUUAGCACAUCAGACCAUUCAUCCUAUGAUUACCCACUUGCAGGCUUUUGCUAAUUAUUCUGCUAAUCUGAGUGUCUUCCCUAUUGACCCUACCUGACUACUCAAAUUUCACUUCACUAAACAACAAUAACAAAUAAUUACCGAGCACUGUGUCAGACAGUGGGGAUACAAAA